Molecule: messenger RNA, 1179 nt
Organism: Eremothecium gossypii ATCC 10895
Lineage: Eukaryota; Fungi; Ascomycota; Saccharomycetes; Saccharomycetales; Saccharomycetaceae
Gene: AMN1
Product: Amn1p
Exons: 1
Coding region: 1-1179 (392 amino acids)
Biological process (GO): SCF-dependent proteasomal ubiquitin-dependent protein catabolic process
Cellular component (GO): SCF ubiquitin ligase complex
Source: RefSeq, marked provisional
AUGAGCGCAGAGAAGAGCAAGAUAGAGCAUGCGCCGUGGGCGUGGGGGCUGCCGGUGACGCCGCCGCGCGCGGCGGCGGCGUGCGCGGCGUCGCCGUGGACGCCACGUGUGCCGGCGGACAUAGCGCAGGCCGGGGGCCGCGCGGGGACGCCGCGGAGGCGGGCGCCGGCGCGGACGCUGGGUCACGUGAUCUUCGCGGUUCCGGAGCUGGUGGAGCAGCUGGUGCGGUUCGUGGCGGCGGGAAGCGAGCAGGCGGGGGCGCCGCGCGCGCUGCACCACUGCCUGCUGGUGAACCGACUGUGGCACGCGGUGACGGUGGCGGUGCUGCGCGAGCGCCUGUACUUUGCAGACGCGCGGCGGCUGCGGCAGUUCGCGGCGGCGGCGCACCGCGGGCGGCUGGCGCCGGAGCUGGUGGUGCUGCACAAGCUGACGCGGCUGGAGCAGCGUGACCUGGACCGUGCGCUGCAGCACGUGAGCCCGGAGCGGCUGCGACGGCUGGAGCUGUACGUGUGUCCGCGCGUGCUGCCGCCGGCGGGCUACCUGGGCCGGGCCGGCGGGCUGCGGCGCCUGGCGCUGCCGGGCAACAAGCUGGUGUCGGACGACUUUCUGAUCGAGGCCUGCGUGCACCUGCCGCGCCUGCAAGUGCUGGACCUGCGCGCGUGCGACCGCGUCAGCGACGCGGGCGUCGUCGCGGUCGCGACCAACUGCCCGCGCCUGCACACCGUGAACCUGGGCCGCCACCGCAACGGGCACCUGAUCACGAGCGUCGCGGUGGUCGCGCUGGCGCGCCACGUGCAGCUCGAGACGCUGGGCGUGGCUGGCUGCGACGUCAGCGACGCGGGGCUCUGGGAGCUGGCCGCCGUGUGCGGGCCCAGCCUGGCGCGGCUGUCGCUUAACAACUGCCGCUACCUGACUAAUCGGUCGGUCCCGGCGUUGCUGGAGCUCAACGCGUUCCCCAACCUGUCUGUCCUAGAGCUGCGCAACAUCCCGCAUUUGACCGACGUGCGCGCGGUGGUGCGCUACAGGCAGUGGAAGCGGGCGUGCGGCCUGCCGGUCCUCGUCGAGGGCUGCGACCGCCUGACGCAGCUGUUCCGCUGCGAGGAACGCAAACUAUGUAAGGAAAACUGUGCCAGCCCUGUCCGGGACCUCGCCGCGUGGCUCCGCAGUGAGGAGGACUAG